This is a messenger RNA of Phragmites australis (common reed), 1104 nucleotides long. RefSeq names its product (DL)-glycerol-3-phosphatase 2-like. Lineage: Eukaryota; Viridiplantae; Streptophyta; Magnoliopsida; Poales; Poaceae. The record is from RefSeq and is a predicted model, not a curated record. Gene Ontology annotation, molecular function: sn-glycerol 3-phosphatase activity. The transcript has 6 exons. The coding region runs from base 44 to 871 and encodes 275 amino acids. Gene Ontology annotation, biological process: glycerol biosynthetic process.
UCACUUAUUCUACUCCAAUUGAUAUACAAUAGCAAAAGGUUAAAUGCUAGGGAGUAGUCUGGAGACGCGCACGCACGCCAAUCAGCAAGCACUCGAGAUUCCCACGAACAACCACCAGAUCUCUGUCGCUCACCAGGACGCGCCAAUGGCAUCAGCUGGCGCCGACGAGGGGACGGCCGCGGCGCCCAGGGCCGCCAUCUCGCACGUCAUCUUCGACAUGGACGGCCUCCUCCUCGACACGGAGGGAUUCUACACGGAGGUGCAGGAAAAGAUCCUGGCGAGGUACGGCAAGGUGUUCGACUGGUCGCUCAAGGCCAAGAUGAUGGGCAAGAAGGCAGCCGAGUCGGCGCGCAUCUUCGUCGACGAGUGCGGCCUCGCCGGCCUGCUCACCCCCGAGCAGUUCCUCGAGGAGCGCGAGAGCAUGCUCCAGGAGCUCUUCCCAUCCUGCACUAAACUGCCAGGGGUACUACGUUUGAUCCAUCAUCUCCAUGCCAAUGGAGUUCCAAUGGCUGUUGCAACAGGAUCCCACAAACGUCAUUUUGCACUGAAGACGCAGAACCACCAGGAAAUGUUUACCCUGAUGCAUCAUGUUGUCAUGGGGGAUGAUCCAGAGGUGAAGGCUGGCAAGCCAUCUCCUGAUAUUUUCCUUGCUGCUAUGAGGAGGUUUGAGGGCAAUGUAGAACCCAGUAAAUGCUUGGUUUUUGAAGAUGCACCGUCGGGUGUAGCAGCAGCAAAAAAUGCUGGAAUGUCUGUGGUGAUGGUCCCAGAUCCGAGGCUAGAUGUUUCAUAUCACAAAGGAGCAGAUCAAGUUCUCCGUUCACUGUUGGACUUCAAACCUAGCGAAUGGGGCUUGCCACCCUUUAAAGAGUAGACGAUUUUAGUCCAAAGAUUAGAAAACUCUGGUGAACAAGAAUGUGAGAAUUCAAGUACUGCUUGCGUGAAUAAGACAAAUUUCGUAUGAACAUUAGCUAGAAAUUUGAUUUGUGUUAGGUCUUGGUGGUAACACUUCGAGCAUUCUUACUGCCUCGUAUUGUGGCCGCAAACUACUUAAUAUGACUUGCUCCCCUUAAAUAUUAUUCCAUAAAGAAUAUCCUACAACUAAAA